GACUAACCUUCUCUUUUAUGAACAGUAGUGUAGUGUUUUGUUCAACGUUGUACUUGUUGUAAUACUGGUCUGCUUGUUUUGGUUCGUGGCGACUUGCACAGUCUAUUUAAAUUUUUUUUUGGCAAUUGGAAUAAAAUGAUAAAAGCAAUUCUAGUUUUCAACAAUCACGGUAAACCUCGGUUGACCAAGUUCUACCAGUUUUUCACCGAAGAUAUGCAGCAGCAGAUUAUCAAAGAGACAUUCCAUUUGGUAUCGAAGAGGGAUGAUAACGUGUGCAAUUUUCUUGAAGGAGGAAGCCUGAUUGGAGGUUCUGAUUAUAAGUUGAUAUAUCGACAUUAUGCGACGUUAUACUUUGUGUUCUGUGUGGAUUCUUCAGAGUCGGAGCUUGGGAUUCUCGACUUGAUACAAGUCUUCGUCGAGACGUUAGACAAAUGUUUUGAGAAUGUCUGUGAGCUUGAUCUCAUUUUCCAUGUAGACAAGGUUCAUUACAUACUGAACGAAUUAGUGAUGGGAGGAAUGGUUUUGGAAACAAACAUGUCUGAAAUUUUGGCUAGGAUAUCUGAGCAAAAUAAAUUAGAAAAACAAGAAACCGGCCUAGCAGCAGCACGAGCUGUGAGCGCUGUCAAGAACAUGAACAUACCAGCACAGCUUAAAGAGAUGAAACUUCCUGAUCUGCCGCAGGCGAUAAAGGAUCUUAAGUUCUGACCACGAGGCUCAAUUGGGAGGUCAGACGAAUCACUUUCCAUUCUCAACUCUAACCAGGGUAACAAAGAUUAUGAGCCGAUGUGACACAAUAAUAAAUCAUAAAUCGUAUAUGAUUGUGUAUUGUGGCCAAGAUCAACUCAACAUUCCAACUAAAUACUGAUGUUCGAUCAGAAAGGACAUUUUUCACCUGCAGGGAAUUGUGUGCAUAUAUAUUUAUAAUAUUUUAAUAAUAAUUUAAACAAAUAUAAAUAAAAUUUAUUAAUAAAUCUUUUUUU
Cimex lectularius (bed bug) is the source of this 980-nucleotide messenger RNA. RefSeq names its product AP-3 complex subunit sigma-2 (gene or). The coding region runs from base 136 to 705 and encodes 189 amino acids. The transcript is spliced from 6 exons. Gene Ontology annotation, cellular component: intracellular membrane-bounded organelle; membrane coat; AP-3 adaptor complex. The record is from RefSeq and is a predicted model, not a curated record. NCBI's taxonomy places the organism in Eukaryota, Metazoa, Arthropoda, Insecta, Hemiptera, Cimicidae. Gene Ontology annotation, biological process: Golgi to vacuole transport; intracellular protein transport.